Panonychus citri (citrus red mite) is the source of this 1447-nucleotide messenger RNA. RefSeq lists its product as uncharacterized. NCBI's taxonomy places the organism in Eukaryota, Metazoa, Arthropoda, Arachnida, Trombidiformes, Tetranychidae. The transcript has a single exon. The record is from RefSeq and is a predicted model, not a curated record. The coding region runs from base 160 to 1275 and encodes 371 amino acids.
UGAUUGUAAUCAAUCAAACGGAGACUCAGAUUGGUGACAAUUAGUUAAUGUGAAACUUGAUUGUGUAAACGAAACUGAUUAAUUUCCCCUCGAUUAUGUUAAUUGUUACAACAAAUUAACUAUCAGAGAUUAAUUGUCACGUUAAUUGUGAACAUAAUCAUGAACAAAAUGGCCUCGAAACGCAAAUGGUCAAUCGUUAGUCGGUUGAUGACCAUUGAAAAUAUUUUGUAUCUUUUAUGUGGAUUGUGUUGUUUGUAUCAAAUUAAAUUCAUCGUAAUUAAGUAUUUGUCCUUUGAUUAUAUCACUCGAAUCCACUCAUUUGUACCUGAUCGAACACCUUUACCUGAUUUAGUUUUUUGCAUUCGAUUCAUUGAACUAAUCAAUGUAACUAAAUUCAUCUCUAAUUAUCCUGAUUUAACUCGUACUCUGAAUGUGACCAAUGAACAUGAUUAUAUUCACUUAAUCCGAUCAUCUCCUGAUCGAGUGACAGAUUUAAUCUCAUCAAGUUUAACAAUUAAACAAUUGACUCAACUUUUAUAUCCAAAGGAGCAAAUUAUCAAUAAAAUCACAGUAAUUGACAGAGAUUCAAAAUCAGAGAGUGAUUUAUGUUUAAUUAAAUCAUUUUACAUCUCAAUCUCUUUCUGUAUAUUGACCGCUUGCUCUUACCGAGGUCAAGUGUCCACUAACAUUUCAAUGUCUGACCAUCACUCGGCUGCAAUACCUUUUUUUAUGGUUGAAAUUAACAAUAAAUACUUGGAUAUUGGUCAAUCCUUUGGACUGACCCUUGUCCCUCCAAAUACUUUACCUUGGGAAAAAGAUCAACGUUGGCUUGACCUCGACACGAUGAGUGGACCUUACACAUUUACGAUCAUAUUUACGAUGUUUUUACAAAGUCUCCUUCCGCCUCCAUAUCAAUCACAGUGUCACAAUUAUCGGGACGAUGGUCACGUUAGCCAAGCUGAGGCUCGUAACGAUUGUCUCAAUCGUCACUCAUUAAGUGAACUAGGGGUCAACUUUGAUUCCGCCGUUAUCGCAGACAAUUUGGACCAAUAUUUUGCACGGAAACUUUUAGCAAACAAUUCGCAGUCAAAGUUUGUCAAACUAAUCAGUCGUGUGGCCGAUUCGUGUAUUCAAUUAACCUCAAAAAUUGAUUGUUCAUUUAUCUCUUAUCCAAUUCAGGAAUAUGAUAAAUUUUACACGGGCUCGAAUAUGACCUACAUUGUCCUUGAACAAAUUCGAGAGCCAGUGUUUACUGUUUCAGUUGAACCUCAAUGACUUUCUCUGAUUGUUGUAUUUCAAUUGGAAGCAUAUUGGGAGCUUGGUUUGGAUUCUCUAUCAGUUAUCACUUUCCCUUAAUUGUUACUAAAUUUUGGCGCAAAUUUAAAGGUCAUCUCGUUAGACGAAGACAACGUAAUCAAAAAAUGAACAAACAACAAUCAUCAGCAAU